Molecule: messenger RNA, 2346 nt
Organism: Pseudonaja textilis
Lineage: Eukaryota; Metazoa; Chordata; Lepidosauria; Squamata; Elapidae
Source: RefSeq, a predicted model, not a curated record
AUGAGCCUGCCCCCGGGCACCCCCGCUGCUAGGAUGCUCUUUGUUAUGGCUCUGGCCUGCGCCAGCCCUUUCCUGGACCUACGGCGACGAACCAUCAACAUUCCCAUUAUUUUCAGUGGCUCAACCUACACACCAGAAAGUGCCCGGUUCUCACCUGAGGAUUUUCGCAAUUUCUCCAUGGAGAUCAACCCCAUCCCUGUCGUUCUGAACGACACUAAUCCUCGUAGCCUAAUCGUACGGCUCUGUGAUGUCCUCUCCUCCUUGCAUAUCCAUGGAGUCGUUUUUGAGGAUGAUACACGAACAGAGGACGUUGCCCAGAUUCUGGACUUCAUCUCAGCACAGACCUCAGUUCCAAUCAUUGGUAUCAAUGGAGGAUCAGCCAUUGUUCUUACUCCCAAGGAGAAAGGAUCAACAUUCCUGCAGCUUGGUUCCUCAACCAAACAACAGUUGCAGGUGAUGUUUGAGGUCCUGGAACAAUAUGACUGGACAGCAUUUGCCGUCAUUACUACUCUGUUUCCUGGCUAUGAAGAUUUUGUAGAUUACAUUGAGGUCCUGACUGAUAGCAGCUUCAUUGGUUGGGAGCGCCGCAGCACUGUGACCCUUAACCUCACCGAUGACCCAGAUGGAGCCCGCCUGAAACGCCAGCUCCGAGAAAUAAAUGCCCGUAUUUGCCUUCUCUACUGUUCCCGUGAAGAAGCAGAAAGCAUCUUUCGUGCUGCUCGCGAAGUCAAACUUACUGGUCCUGGGUAUAUUUGGUUCAUGGCAGGUGCCAACUUUGGUAGAACUGCUUAUCUGCCUGAGGAACUGCCCGAGGGUCUCUUCAUGGUGCUUUCAGCAGGAUGGAAAGAUGAUCUUUACCAUAGAGUACAAAACGGUGUGGCCAUAAUUGCCAAAGGCGCUGAGGCCCUCUUCCAAGUCUACGGCUCGAUUCCAAAAUUCAACAGUGACUGCCGGGCACCCAAUCUCACCCAAUUCAACGAGAAUCUACAUCGAUAUUUCAUGAAUGUCACAUGGGGUGACAAGGACUUUUCUUUUAAUGAGGACGGCUACCUGAUCAAUCCAUCUUUGGCUGUAAUCUCACUUAGCAAACAUCGGACUUGGGAAGAGGUGGGAAGGUGGGAGCGACGAAUCCUGAGUAUGUCACGCUAUAGGAAGUUCCUGCAACCUGUGGAUGACAACAAGCACUUGAUGGUGGCAACUUUGGAGGAAAGGCCCUUUGUAAUUGUGGAUGACAUUGAUCCUGCCACCAAGACUUGUAUCCGUGACUCAGUGCCCUGCCAUCACCCUCUCAACCACACUGACAGCAAUCAGUUAAAGAAGAGAUGUUGUAAGGGGUUUUGCAUCGACAUCUUGAAGCGUUUGGCGAAAACUCUGGGAUUCACCUAUGACCUCUACCUUGUCACCAAUGGCAAACAUGGGAAAAAAGUCAAUGGCAUGUGGAACGGCAUGAUUGGAGAGGUGUUUUACAAGCGAGCUGACAUGGCAAUUGGAUCCCUGACCAUCAAUGCAGAAAGAGCUGAAGUCAUAGAUUUCUCUGUGCCCUUCGUCGAGACAGGCAUCAGUGUCAUGGUGUCCCGUAGCAAUGGAACGGUUUCACCUUCUGCCUUCCUAGAGCCUUACAGCCCUGCUGUUUGGGUGAUGAUGUUUGUCAUGUGCCUGACGGUCGUUGCAGUGACUGUCUUCAUCUUCGAAUAUUUCAGCCCGGUGGGCUACAACCGCAGCCUCAGCAACAGCAAACGCACUGGAGGCUCCAAGUUCACCAUUGGAAAAUCAAUCUGGUUGCUUUGGGCAUUGGUGUUUAAUAAUUCUGUGCCUGUGGAGAACCCCAGAGGCACCACCAGCAAGAUCAUGGUGCUGAUCUGGGCAUUCUUUGCCGUAAUCUUCCUUGCCAGCUACACAGCCAACCUGGCUGCCUUUAUGAUCCAGGAGGAGUAUGUUGACACGGUGUCUGGGCUGAGUGACCAGAAGUUUCAGAGACCCCAGCACCAUUAUCCUCCAUUGAGAUUUGGCACAGUUCCUAAUGGUAGCACCGAAAAAAAUAUUCGGAACAACUAUGGAGAAAUGCAUGAAUAUAUGGGGAAGUACAACCAGCGCAGUGUGGAAGAUGCACUUCAAAAUCUGCAGACAGGGAAGCUGGAUGCUUUCAUUUAUGAUGCAGCUGUCCUCAACUACAUGGCCCGCAAGGAAGAAGGUUGCAAGCUUGUCACCAUUGGAAGUGGGAAGGUCUUUGCCACGACAGGCUAUGGCAUUGCCCUGCAAAAAGGAUCCAAAUGGAAACGUCCCAUUGAUCUGGCCCUGCUUCAGUUUCUCAGCGAUGAUGAAAUACAACUGAUAAUAUCAAUUUGA